This is a messenger RNA of Brenthis ino (lesser marbled fritillary), 1572 nucleotides long. NCBI's taxonomy places the organism in Eukaryota, Metazoa, Arthropoda, Insecta, Lepidoptera, Nymphalidae. The record is from the annotation of a GenBank genome assembly.
AUGCGUUCGAGUUUGUUCCCUCGGCAAGGGUAUGAUGAAGAAUCUGACACAGAACCUUUACUACCAGCGAUACCCGGUCCUAAUCAUAUACAAUAUGAGCAAGCAGAAAGAAACUACGGCGCAAUGGCACAGGUGGGGAUGUCCCAGGCCGUGCUGGUGGAACCGAGAGGCGACAAAUCUAGAAAGCUUAUGCAGUAUAUAGCUGCGUUAGCAGCUGCCCUCGGCCCGCUAUCUUCCGGGAUUAUGAUUGGUUGGUCAGCGCCAGUCGUAUACAAGAUAAUUCAAAGCAACAACACUGACUAUGACUUCGAGAUUUCCAAUAUUCAAGGUGAUUGGAUAUCUUCCCUCACCAAUCUUGGAGGAGCUCUAAUUUGCUUUCCCAUUGGCCUAAUUAUGGAUGCGUUAGGACGACGAAACACUAUGCUCCUCCUUGUACUUCCUUUUAUACUAGGAUGGCUUAUGAUCACUCUUGCUCCAAAUGUGGGUAUGUUAAUGGCUGGUCGCAUAUUAACCGGAGUAGGUGCUGGGGGUUUUAGUGUAGCGUGCCCAGCAUAUGUUAGUGAAAUAGCUGAAGAUUCGAUACGAGGAGCUUUAGGUAGCUUUUUUUACUUGAUGCUUACGAUUGGUAUACUUUAUGCAUAUGCUGUAGGUAGUUAUACUAGUGUUUUAGUUUUUAACAUUACCUGCACUUUAAUACCUGUUAUAUUUGGUCUGAUUUUCUUCUUCAUGCCGGAGAGUCCCUACUUUUUAGUUACUAAAGGCAAAUUUGACGAAGCUAGACAAGCGAUAAUUAGACUGCGUGGAAAUUUUUUUGACGUUGAUGGAGAAUUAAACCAUCUUAAAAAAAGUGAUGAAAUUUCAAAAAGCAGUUCUGUAUCUUUUCUCAAUGCAAUUAGAAAGAAAACAGCAGUAAAAGCUAUUUUAAUUUGCUACUCCCUUAUGUUUUUCCAACAAUUAUCUGGUAUUAACGCCGUUCUAUUUAAUACAUCUGCUAUUUUUGCUAGCGCAGGUUCAACUAUGUCACCUGCCAUUUCUACUAUUAUUAUUGGGGUUAUACAGGUUGUCGCAACAUUUAUUUCUGGUUUAGUUGUUGACAAAUUAGGGAGACGAAUCCUUCUUUUAUUUUCAGCACUAGUGAUGUGUAUAUGUACUGUAAUUUUGGGUGUAUUCUUCUUCCUACAAGACGUACAUGGUGCUAAUUCAGCAAUAAUAGAAUCAAUAUCUUGGCUACCGUUGCUUUCUUUGUCGUUAUUUAUAAUUGCAUUUUCUAUCGGCUAUGGGCCGAUUCCGUGGAUGAUGGCAGGAGAACUAUGCCUAAUUGAUAUCAAAGGGUUCGUCGCUUCCACAUCUGGUACCUUAAAUUCAACACUUAGUUUUAUAAUUACGACUACAUUUAAUUCUCUUAAUACUGCCAUCGGUGCAGGACAAGUUUUAUGGUUGUUUGGAGGUGUGACGUUACUUGGAUUUGUGUUCAUAUUCCUGGUACUACCAGAGACGAAAGGCAAAAGCUUUGAAGAAAUUCAAAUUUUACUUGGUGCAGAACCGCAAAAGAAACAGGAUGAAAAGAGAUAC